AUAUGAUUAAACUAGUUUAAUAAAUUUGACAAAAAUAAAAAUCAAAUGUCAGCGUCCUCACCCGCCCUUUGUGUACAGCCCUCUUCUCAUUGGUUCCCCCCAAAUUCCCCUAUCAGAUAAGUCCUCUCUCACUCUCUCAUCUUUUGCGGCUUGUUCGAAUCCAAGACACUUGGUUACAGAGAGAGAAAAAAGUAUUGGGAUAAUCCAUGGCUUCGAGUAUCAUUAAUGUGCCUUUCCAAGCAAUGAAGGGUGUGGAUUGCCACUAUGUUGGGCUUAAGCCAUCAACGAGUUCAAAGUUCAGUUGUGUUAAGACUGCAAUAAGGGUUCGUUCUCCGCGUCUUUUUGUUGUAAGGGCGAGUGAGAAGCACGAUGGACCCAUUAAGAAGUUGGGGUUGAGUGAAGCAGAAUGUGAAGCUGCUGUUGUUGCUGGGAAUGUGCCUGAAGCCCCUCCCGUGCCACCCAAGCCAGCAGCACCAGCUGGAACUCCUGUGGUCCCUUCAUAUCCACUGAGUCGACGUCCUCGUCGUAAUCGCAAGUCACCUGUACUGCGGGCUGCAUUCCAGGAAACUCAAAUAUCACCUGCUAAUUUCGUCUAUCCACUUUUUAUUCAUGAAGGUGAGGAGGACACACCUAUUGGAGCUAUGCCUGGAUGUUAUAGGCUUGGGUGGAGACACGGACUUGUGGAAGAGGUUGCAAAGGCUCGGGAUGUCGGUGUCAAUAGUGUUGUCCUCUUCCCCAAAGUUCCAGAUGCUCUCAAGUCUCCAACAGGAGUUGAAUCAUACAAUGACAACGGCUUAGUGCCUCGAGCAAUACGGUUGCUCAAAGACAAAUACCCUGAUCUUGUAAUCUACACUGAUGUUGCAUUAGAUCCAUACAACUCUGAUGGUCAUGAUGGUAUUGUCAGAGAAGAUGGUGUUAUAAUGAAUGAUGAGACCACAUACCAACUAUGUAAGCAAGCUGUUUCCCAGGCCCGUUCUGGUGCUGAUGUAGUCAGUCCGAGUGACAUGAUGGAUGGACGUGUAGGAGCCAUUCGAGAAGCUUUGGAUGCCGAAGGCUUUCAGCAUGUCUCAAUAAUGUCUUAUACAGCAAAAUUCGCAAGCUCAUUUUAUGGACCUUUCAGAGAAGCACUUGACUCAAAUCCGCGUUUUGGAGACAAGAAGACUUAUCAGAUGAAUCCAGCCAAUUAUAGAGAAGCUCUGGUUGAGACCCAUGAAGAUGAGUCUGAAGGCGCCGAUAUCCUCUUGGUGAAACCGGGUCUUCCUUAUUUGGAUAUUAUAAGGCUUCUCCGAGAUAACUCUUCUUUGCCGAUUGCUGCAUAUCAGGUUUCGGGUGAGUACUCAAUGAUCAAGGCUGGUGGGGUUCUGAAGAUGAUUGAUGAAGAAAAGGUUAUGAUGGAAUCACUGAUGUGUCUCAGACGAGCUGGUGCUGACAUCAUCCUUACAUAUUUUGCUCUACAAGCUGCUAGAUGUUUAUGUGGUGAGAAGAGGUGAGAGACUUUUAGAAUAAAAUAGGGGGAUCGUUUAUUGUGGAAAAGUAAAAAACUUGAGUUCUUUUAUUUCAUCUCGUGAGAAUUAAGCUGAAACUGGGAAUGAGAUGCUUUUAACAUGUCAGUUUUGCCUUCUGUUGUUGUACAGCUUAAGUAAUUAAGGUGCUUGAUUGCUGUGUAUUGCUUAGUGCACGUGAGUCGUGACUUUUUUUUUAAUAAAGAUUAGAAUAAAAUGCUUGGCUUUCAGUUUGUUA
Messenger RNA from Quercus robur (English oak), 1740 nucleotides. Its product is annotated as delta-aminolevulinic acid dehydratase, chloroplastic-like. Gene Ontology annotation, cellular component: cytosol. Gene Ontology annotation, molecular function: zinc ion binding; porphobilinogen synthase activity. The transcript is spliced from 13 exons. Gene Ontology annotation, biological process: heme biosynthetic process. NCBI's taxonomy places the organism in Eukaryota, Viridiplantae, Streptophyta, Magnoliopsida, Fagales, Fagaceae. Bases 207 to 1490 code for a protein of 427 amino acids. The record is from RefSeq and is a predicted model, not a curated record.